AACAGGAGACUUUAGCUUGUGAUGGUGCUUGGAUGGAGCUUCUACGCAACCCUCUCGGGGGCUUUCCUUCUCAUCCAUGCUUUCCCCCACACCAAUAUCAAAAUCAGUCAAGCUUUGCCAGAGCCAAUUCUAUCUUACUCUUGCCCUCUCUUCUGGACCGAAUAUGAAGGAUACUGUUACAGAUACUUCCCCAUCAACAAAACAUGGGCUGAGGCAGAUUUAUACUGUGCUGAGUUUUCCAUUGGUCUCAAAUCUGCCAAGCUGGCUUCCAUUCACAGCUGGGAAGAGAAUGUAUUCGUGUAUGACCUGGUAAACAGCCGAGUGCCUGGAAUAGCCACGGAUAUCUGGAUGGGGCUGAAUGAUCUGAGACAGGAAAGCAAUUUUGAAUGGACAGAUGGCUCAUCCUAUGAUUAUAACUACUGGGAUGGCAACCAGCCAGAUGACGGGAUCCAUUCUAAACCAGAGGAAGAAGACUGUGUGCAGAUCUGGUACAGAUACAGCAGUGCUUUGCGAUCAUGGAACGAUAACAGCUGCCACAGAGAAUUCCCAUUUGUAUGCAAGAUUCCCUCCCUGGCUGCUGAUUAGCCCUCUCUCAGAAUCACAGCAGCCACCAAACUUCUCGACUGUCAGGAUGGAGAGAAAUUGAUGUACCAGACAGCAUUUCAACAGUUCCAAAUUAAAAAAGAAAAAAAUGUGCUUCUGCAGCUGACCAAUUUAAUUUGAAUUCUCUACCUAGCCAUACCCAGAGCUAUUUGCAUUCUGCACAGCUGUGAUUAAGCUUCAGGUCCAACCCGAAAUCCUACUGUUCUGUUGAUUGGGAGGCAGGGGGACUGAAUCCUAGUAGAAUACUUCUCCCCAGCACAUAGCAAAUUUUCCAAGGAGACUCCAGACUCCAGAGAACAAUCAUAAUUUGAAUUUCCCAGCAUACACCACCAGUAAGCCUAGGAUUGCCAACCUCCAGGUGGGAUCUGGAGAUCUCCUGGAUUUACAUCUGAUCUCCAGAGACUACAGAGAUCAGAUCCCCUGGAGAAAAUGGCUGCUUUGAAGGAUGGACUCUAUCCCACUGAGGUCCCUCACCAAACUGCACCCUUCCCAGGCUCCUCCCACAAAUCUCCAGGAAUUUCCCAACGAGGAGUCCUAGCAUAGAUGCGCAAAGAACAGAGCAAUCUAAAAUAGUAUUGACCAAACAGACCUCAGGCUAGGAGCAGACCAAAGAACAGAUGAAGAUAGAAACCCUUAGUUAAAAGCCUGGAUAAGAAGAAAUUUUUGACCUGGUUCCUAAAGAAGAGCUUCAAGACUCAAACGGAGAAGUGGCUGUUGUACCUACAACUGAUGACAGGGGCACCAAGGCACAGUUGGCCCUGAUGAACUAGCAGGGUGAAUCUUUUGAGCCAUCUUCAGCGACUGAUACUUGCCCAUCAAACCAAUGCUUCCAUUUGCCAGCCACAGCAAAUAAGCCACUGUCUCUAAUACAAUCAGGCCAUCUUAGACUGGAAAUUGUUUAGACAGAUAGAUAAAGCAUGUUGAGAAGUUAGAAGGAGGGCAUGGCAGUUACCACUGGCUUAAUCUCUUUAAGGUAUAUCAGCAGGCCACGUGGAAAAUUGGGCAUCCUGCAGACAGUUGGAUCAGCCUCCCCCAUUUAGAAAAGAACUGUCUUCAUACCAGUCUGGCACAGCACUAAAGCCCAAAAGUUGCUGCUGUUUUUAGGGCUGAUUCAUAGCCAAGCACAUGAUUCAUAGCCAAGCACUGGGUCUCUUGGCACGCUGAAACUGAAAGGUGACGUGUAAACGGUGAAGUCUUCCUUUUCACACAGAGGUUGGGGCAGAAAGAGUUUAGGUGCUGUGUCAAGAGAAAAUCACAGCCUAAAUGACUGAGACAUGAAUGUGGUUGGGUGUGUGGUCACCCGGCGGCAACGCUGCAUAAGACUGAGCUGUAAACUCUUGUUUAUUAAAUAUUUAUGGAGUUUAUUAGUAACACUAAAUGCAAUAUCACUAUUUCCCACCAUUUUGUCCCUACCCCUUGCCAUCCUGAGACUUGUAGCUAUGGGCUAAAUGCAACUUUAAGUGAUUUUUUUUGGUAACUGAAAACAGUAGCCUUGUUAAAGUGAGGGAGAAAAGGGGGUUGUUAUAGAUAUAGCUAGAAAUAUAGACGUGUUUCUGGAUCUGACUCAGUAAGUCAUAGAUGUUUUUGCAUGCAGAAACAAGGCCAGCCCAGCCCCACAAGAUGGGAGUUUAGAAACCUAGAACAGAACAACUGUGGAGAGAGGUAUGAAAGAGAAGAGUAACACAGUUGUACGGCCUUGUAUAGAUGAGAAGGGCCAUCUAACCCGUAUCAAUAGAUACAGUAUGUUGAGGCCCAGGUGCAGAGAGUGUCUGACAAUUAUAGGAAUGUCUAACUUCACAGAACUUGGAGAUAUAAUUCAAGGAUGGGUCUAUUGGUUGUGGGCCAAAAGAUAUUCAUAUGUAUGAGAAACUUGUACUCACUAAUUUUCCAUAGACUUUGUUAAGAUAAAAUGUAACAAGAAUGAACUAACCAUUUUUGUAUAUUUUAAGAAGAUAUAGAUACUUAUUUGGUGUUUCAAGUUACAAGAUAAUUAGUUAGCCAAGAAUGUGAGCCCUUUGAAGUGGGACAGUUAGUUAUUGUUAGGAGAUGGUUUCGAAACCCUAUAAAUAUGAGAAGCUGAACUGAUCGGAAGGUUUUUCCUAGAAGGGGCUCCUUGCCUGUGGCCUGGUUAUCUUUAGGUAAAAUACUUUCUUGGGCCGAAUCCACACUUCCCUACCUUCCGGUUUUCCUGUGCAUUUAUUGCACUGGAUUCUAUCCCGCAAUGUCCCAGGCUGUGCUCACAUUCCCUUUCUUACUGAGUCAGCGUUGCACUAUGCUUUGUUCACAUCCCUGGGAGAAAAGUGGGAUAAGGGGCGGGUCUAGAUCUGCCGUCGCUGAUGACAACAUGAUGGGUUUUUUUAAUUUAAUGAGAGAUUUCCCCUAUAUCAAUUUUCCGCUGUAUUGCAAAGACAUUCAUAGACAACUGAGACCGAAGUAGCAUUUUCUGUUAGUCAGAGAGCCCCAGGAGAGCACAAUGGGUCACUGAAAAAGACUGCGGACAUUGGUGGGACACAGGUGUUAACAUGGCCAAUUACAACAGACUACCGCUCAACUACAUUUAUAGGAUAGCGAUUUUUCGCUAUACUGAUCAUUUUAAAUUAAAAAAAAAACCACCUGGAAAGUGUCACCCUUUGCAGCCACAGUCCGCUUAUUGGAAAUUACCUAAGCUGUCCUUCGGCAGUAAAACAUUAUUCACUGUAAUAAAAAUGACACACACACCCCUUGAUGCCUCCACAGGCUUUUUACAAUGCCACUUCCCAAACUGCUUGGGAAUUGAAGUGGGAUUGCGCAAUAGCGCUAGGAAAGCACCCUUUAAAAAAAAAAAAACUGGACGGGGGUGUGGGCAUGCCUCGGACAGAGUUGGGACCACAAGAAGUGCUUGGCAAAGAGGGAUGGUGUUCCGGAAAGGCAAGAAACAAAGCAGUGGGGGUGGUUGAGAGGGGGCUGUCUCUUUGUGAACCGCUUCUAUUUGUUCAGAUCCAUGGUGAGAACUGCGCAAGAGAAGCGUUGGAAAGCAUGACAAACUCAUCCGAGGCACAGUGCAACAGAUGCGAAAGAAUGGCGGGAUUGAGGUGAGAGUAUGUGAACAGCCCUCUGAGAAGCGCAUAAAUGGCGUGAAAAUAGCAGCAAACUUGAGACGUGUGGAUUUGGCCUUGGUCUCGUAAUAGCUGUCCUUUAAAGAUUUAUGUAGUUAUAAAGGAUGAUAUGAUGUUCUGUUGACUGAGCUCACAUAAAGGAUGCUGAAUAACCAUGUUUUAAUAAUAAAAGCUUAGGAUGGAAACACA
Molecule: messenger RNA, 3887 nt
Organism: Eublepharis macularius
Lineage: Eukaryota; Metazoa; Chordata; Lepidosauria; Squamata; Eublepharidae
Gene: CLEC19A
Product: C-type lectin domain containing 19A
Exons: 5
Coding region: 22-585 (187 amino acids)
Molecular function (GO): signaling receptor activity
Source: RefSeq, a predicted model, not a curated record